Molecule: messenger RNA, 1794 nt
Organism: Rattus rattus (black rat)
Lineage: Eukaryota; Metazoa; Chordata; Mammalia; Rodentia; Muridae
Gene: Fut1
Product: fucosyltransferase 1 (H blood group)
Exons: 2
Coding region: 33-1163 (376 amino acids)
Biological process (GO): carbohydrate metabolic process
Cellular component (GO): membrane
Molecular function (GO): galactoside 2-alpha-L-fucosyltransferase activity
Source: RefSeq, a predicted model, not a curated record
AUUCGUUUGCACCACCGGCAAGAAGCUCAGCUAUGUGGACUCCCAGCCGGAAGCAGCUCUGCCUGGCAUUUCUGUCGGUCUGUGUGCUCUCUGCCGGCUCCUUCUUCUUCCACCUGAAUGGAGGAAACUUCUUUCAAAAUGCUCUAACUUUCUCUGUCCUGUGUCCAGACUAUCACCUGCUGAAGUCCCCAGUGGCCAUGGUAUGCCUACCUUAUCCGUCGAACGCAUCCAGUGGCUCCCCUUCCUGUCCCGAGCAGUCCUUGCUCUCUGGGACUUGGACAAUCACCCCCGGAGGCAGGUUUGGUAACCAGAUGGGACAGUAUGCCACAUUGCUGGCCCUAGCCCAGCUCAAUGGCCGCCGGGCUUUCAUCCAGCCUGAGAUGCAUACCACCCUGGCCCCUGUGUUCCGAAUCUCCCUGCCAGUGCUGGACCCUGAGGUGGACAGUCUCACGCCUUGGCAGCACUUAGUCCUACAUGACUGGAUGUCAGAGGAGUACUCCCACCUGGAGGACCCGUUUCUCAAGCUGUCUGGUUUCCCCUGCUCUUGGACCUUUUUCCAUCACCUCCGGGAACAGAUUCGCCGGGAAUUCACCCUGCAUGACCACCUACGGGAAGACGCACAGCGCCUGUUGAGUGGGCUCCGGAUAGGCCCUGCAGGCAUCCGUCCUCAGACCUAUGUGGGUGUUCACGUGCGUCGUGGAGACUAUUUGGAGGUGAUGCCUAACCGCUGGAAGGGAGUGGUGGGUGACCGAGCUUACCUCCAGAAAGCCAUGGACUGGUUCCGGGCCCGGCACAAAGACCCCAUCUUUGUGGUCACCAGCAAUGGCAUGAGAUGGUGUUUGGAGAACAUUGACACAUCCCACGGUGAUGUGGUCUUCGCUGGCAACGGACAGGAGGGUACGCCGGGGAAGGACUUCGCACUGCUCACCCAGUGUAAUCACACCAUCAUGACUAUUGGGACCUUUGGCUUCUGGGCUGCCUACCUGGCUGGUGGUGACACUGUCUACCUUGCUAACUUCACCCUUCCAGAUUCAGAGUUUCUGAAGAUCUUCAGGCCUAAAGCUGCCUUCCUGCCCGAGUGGGUGGGCAUUAACGCAGACUUGUCCCCGCUGCAGGCUCAGUUUGACCCCUGGGAGACAGACAGUCUUUUUAGACUGGCUUGACUCAUCAAGGGUCAGCCAUCUGUGUCUCUCUGCUUUGGAGUAUGUCUGCCAUCAUCCUGGAGCUGGGGGCACUCAUGGCUGGACUUGCCGAUGAGCCUUUUGGAGUGCUGGAGUGCUUUACAGACAUUUCAACAGGGUAGCAUUUUCUGACGGCAGGGGAAGCCCAAGUCAGCACUGUAAGUCACACUCUCUUCUGACUUUCCUGGCUCACCUUAGAAUCUCUGGACAGCUGCUUCUGGGUUAGGGAGGCUAAAGAAAAUCCAGACUUACCAGCUGGGCCUCCUGAAUUCUUGGAGUCCUUCUAGACUGUUCCUGAGAGCCUGGUCUGGUCCCCAUGCAGCACCCUGCAGGGCCCUCCCAACACUAGACAGUGAAGAAUUUAAUGACGGUGGAUGGAAAAGCUCAGUGCCACCUCCUGCUGGAAACAUGGAGUGAUGCGAACCUUUCAGGAGCCAGAUUCUUGUUAGGGAGAUGAGAAUAAUUUGAGCACAUAUGAAUUCUGUCCAACUCCUUGGCUCCAGAGAAACUUCAAAGACUUUUAUUUAGGGUGGGCUAAAAGUGGGCUAGAGGAGAGAACCGCUGUUGAAAUGCUCCUUAAGGAGCAAUGUUUAAGGUGCUCUUUAAAAAAAAA